Molecule: messenger RNA, 3000 nt
Organism: Echinococcus granulosus
Lineage: Eukaryota; Metazoa; Platyhelminthes; Cestoda; Cyclophyllidea; Taeniidae
Exons: 1
Coding region: 1-3000 (999 amino acids)
Source: RefSeq, a predicted model, not a curated record
AUGAUGGACGGUAGCUCUGACUUGAUUAAGUCCACUUUUAUCCACAGACGUGAUGAAGGAAGGGACACUCUGAACACAGAAUUUCAAACCGCCGAUAAUUCAAAAUUUGAAGAGGGGGUUUUUGGAGUUAGUUCCUUUCGUUUUACUAAGAUGCCGCUUCUCAACAAAUGGAAUUCUUUAGAGUGUAGUAAUUCUAAUGAGGAUUAUGAUUGCCGCCAUAAGUCCGGCCAGCGCACAUUGGAAACAUCAAUCUGCCUUUCACCAAAGCCCAAAAAGGACGUAAUUGCUGAAAUCAGUAUUGACUUGAACUGUGCAAAAUCGAAUAGUUACGGCCCGGGUGUAGAAGAUGAUGUGUGCACGAAAUGCAUUGAAGUAGAUUUUGCUGAUCCGUUACAUUUUGAAAGCCACCCACGUGAUUCAUCAUUGAACAAGGCAUCGAAUCUAUCUGGUUAUUCUGUAGUAGAUCAAAGUAGUCGUCCCAGUCUUGAUGAGGAUAGCAUUCGAAGAACUGUGAUGUCAUUAAGGGAGAACGUAGACGAAGUCAACCGUGCAUUAUGCUCCCAGGUCAGCGCUACAACUAUCGAAAAACAACUACUAGAAGAAAUACAGGGUAUGAAAUUACAAUUGUGUGAGUUGAGUGAAGGCCUGAAAAAUCAGUGUUUAAACAGUCCUCCCCAAGAUCUGUGUGCUCAUUCGUCAUACCUGUCAAAGGAUUCCAAGUUAGAACUGAGCAAGAACAUUGAGGAAAUUAAGUGCCACCUCCAGCAACUAACUGCGGGACUCGGUUGCUCCUCAUCACCUCCCGUUUGCCCCAAGUGCAACUCCCCGUGCGAGAGUUUGAAAGCUGAGGAGAACGGUGAAAGUGAAUACAAGUCUGAAAGUGAUUCUCCAGUCAUGGAGUGCCAGGAGGCUUUACAGUGCUUAGAAUGUGAUGUUGUAACCCAAGAAGCUAAAGUUCGAAGAGCAAACAUUAAUCAGUUCCUGCUAGAUAAAGUAGAAGGACUGAAGACCUCCAUCGAUGACGCUAUAGCGACAGAGAAAGUCUGUUAUGAAAAUGAGAAAUCAGAUCAUUUUUGUGCUCAUUUUGCUACCGAAAAGGACGAUCGCGCUAAUACUUGCACACAAUCUGUGGUAUCCACUGGAAACCAAAAAACUUCUAUUGAGCGUAUAUUUCAAAUUUUACAAGAUCUAGAAUACCUUCUUUCAUCUGAUAAAUCUAGUCUUAACCAGGCCAGAGCUCUGGAGCUGGUCUGUAACUUGAAGCAACUUCUAGAUUCUGAAUUUAGUAAUCCGGAUGUGAAAGCUGAUGAUAAUAUGGCAUUCCGGGAAUUGAGUGAGAAAUAUAACUGUGCGCCGCCGUAUCCAAUAGCUCUUCCACCUUGUAUGAUGGAUGAACGGAGGCAUCCCGACUCAUCAAGCCACAAGGGCUCUGCAGCCUCUGUAUGCGUAAGCACUAUUUCUAAUCUCUCAGAAUUUCCCCCAGGAAAAGAUUUAAAUGAAUCUAUUAACGCAAAAAUAAAAAAUUUAUUACGUGAGCUCUAUUGCGAGUUACAGUCAUUCGAUGAAGAUAUUAAAGCAAAAGUACUUUCGAUGUUGGAGGAAAUAAGCGAAACCUUAGAAGCACUGCAAAGUUGUCAACAGACAGAGCUUGCUGCCUCUAUGAAUCUUUGCGCCGAUUGCGAAGUUCAAGCAGAACCUGAACAGUUUGAUACGUGUGGACUGCCCCCUACACCUCAAGAAGAAAUGACUAGUGAAAAUCCCAAUGAGUGUCAAGUAGCAAUCAUGGCAACACCAAAUUUGUGCAGUCUAUUAACGGAACUUCAGAAUCUUAUUAAAUCACUGCAACCCUCGGCGCAGCUCUCCGACUAUGAUUUCGGACCAAAUCUAGAUCGUGUGUUAAACAAUCUGAAACAGGUUUUGCAAACAAAGUGUAAUGAGUCGGAUAUUCUGGAGAACAUAGGAAGUAUUUUGAAAUCCAUGGAGGCCGAGCUUUGUCAGCAAGGCGCAGGGGCUUCAACACAGGCGGCUGCCAUUUCCGAGGUGGAAGAGUUACUAAUGGCUGCUGGUGUUAACUUUCUCAAAGAGGAAGAAUAUUCCUGUGAAUCUGAGCACUCCUUAUGUUGCACAGAUGGGACGGUUCCGAGUGAAAUGUAUGAUGAGAAGAUAAUGGUAAUCCUGGAUGCGAUAGAAAGAUGUAUUAGAGAAGCUGGAAGUUGUUGUCAAAAUCAUGUGGAAGCAAUGUGUCUCACAGGAAACGAGCAGUGCAUAAAUAUGGAGUGUUCCAAUGCUCCUGCUCGAAGUUGCGCGGAGGAGGUCGAAUACAAGUCACCGGCAGUCGCGUGUGCUGAGGCGAUCAAUUCACGGGUAGCGUUGAUUUUAGCGGAACUAAAGGGUGUCGUACAGACAUUGGAGAUGGAGGGUUCUACACUUCGAGAUAGCACGAUUUCAAAGAUGUUUUACAUCUUCGGUCAAAUUGAAUGUGUCCUAGAGACAGACCGACAAAAUGCUUCCCUUCUCAUGGAAAUAAAACAAAUUCUUGGACAAAUAAACGGAAAGAAGAUGGAAAAAGUUGCAGAAUCUAUUAUUUCUGAACAUGUAGCACCCUUCACAGCAUGUUUUCCUCCCCCUACAACAGGCAGCGAAAUCCGCGAAAGCAAUAGUCGAAGUCGAAACCGUUUGAGUACAAUACAAAGUGAAGGAUACAUUCCCUCUGAACAUGCAGCGCCCUCUACAGCAUGUUCUGUUUCCCCUACAAGAGGCAGUAAAAUCUGUAAAAGCAGCAGUCAAAAUCGAAGUCGAUGCAACACAAUACAGAUUGAAGCAUAUAUUGACUCUGCACGUGCAGCAGCUUCCACAGCAUGUUCCCCUCCCCCUACAACCGGCAGCGAAAUCUGUAGAAGCAGCAAACCAGGUCUAAGUCGGAGCCGAAGUCGAAGUAGUACAAUGAAAAGUGAAGGUUAUCUUAACCGGUGUCUGAAUGCGCUUAGAAAGACGCGCUGA